AUGAAAGAGCAAAACCCAAAUUUCUUUUAUGAUAUUUGUGUCUAUAGUGACAACAGUCUCAAGCAUGUAUUUUGGGUGGAUGCUCGAUCAAGAGCUGCUUACGAGUAUUUUGGUGACAUGGUAUCAUUUAACACCACAUACAAGCUCAACAAGUUUGAGAUGCCAGUUACAGCAUUUGUGGGCGUCGAUCACCACAGAAGGUCAUGUCUUUUUGGGUGUGCUCUAUUGGGGAAUGAAGAGACUGAAUCCUUUGAAUGGCUCAUGCAAACAUUUGUAAAAUGUAUGGAAAAAAUACCAUAUGGAAUCUUAACUGACCAAUGCGGGGCCAUGGCAAUAGCCAUUCAAAAUGUCUUGCCAAACACUAGGCAUAGAUUAUGGAUCUGGCACAUCACGAAGAAGAUACUACAUAAACUUGGACGAUUGAGCCGAUAUGAAGAAAUUAAAGCUACAAUGAAUGGGAUUAUUUAUGAGUCUCAUUCGCGAGAAUUAUUUGAAAGAUCAUUGUAUGACUUCAUUGAAGAGUACACCCUUCAUGACAAUAAUUGGCUCAAUGAUAUCUAUCAUAUUCGCAAUAUAUGGGUCCCUGUUUUUCUAGAGCACGAAUUUUGGGCUAGCAUGAGAAGUACACAACGGAUUGAGAGCAUGCAUGCUUUCUUUGAUAAGUACCUAACGUGUAGGAGCAGCUUGAUUCAAUUUGUGCACCAGUAUGACAAUUGUCUUGUAGAUAAGCAACAACAGGAGUUGGAAUGCGAUGCAGCAGACAACAGGGGCCUGAUCCCAUGUGUAUCAAACUCUCCUAUUGAGAAUCAGUUCCAAUAUGAGUACACCAACUUCAUAUUUCACUAUGUUCAAGCCAAAUUUAUCAAAAAGUGUGACUGCAACCUGUCUCCAAAGGCAGUGAAGGACAACCAAUACUUCUAUGAGAUGACUUGA
Messenger RNA from Arachis duranensis, 933 nucleotides. RefSeq names its product protein FAR1-RELATED SEQUENCE 5-like. The transcript is spliced from 3 exons. The record is from RefSeq and is a predicted model, not a curated record. NCBI's taxonomy places the organism in Eukaryota, Viridiplantae, Streptophyta, Magnoliopsida, Fabales, Fabaceae. The coding region runs from base 1 to 933 and encodes 310 amino acids. Gene Ontology annotation, biological process: regulation of DNA-templated transcription.